Cryptococcus amylolentus CBS 6039 is the source of this 1309-nucleotide messenger RNA. RefSeq lists its product as hypothetical. Bases 85 to 957 code for a protein of 290 amino acids. The transcript is spliced from 6 exons. The record is from RefSeq and is a predicted model, not a curated record. Lineage: Eukaryota; Fungi; Basidiomycota; Tremellomycetes; Tremellales; Cryptococcaceae.
CUUAUCCUUACAGCUACUUUCGUCGCUGCAUAAUCUGCUGCAGACGAACUCGAUACCUCAGCCCCCUCCAGAAGCUCAGCCAUCAUGCUGCGAUUUGCCACCCCGAUACUCUCCCCGUCUGGCUCCAACAGCGACACCUCGUCAGAUGAAUCGGCUGUCAUGACCUUUCCAGCGGAAACCAAAACCAGGGAUCACUCCUUCUCCAACCCUCCUCUCAUCGACGAUCGCAGUCAAUCUACCUCAGUGAUGCGAACGCUUCCCCAGCCGAGAAUGGGCAAAUGCAACCAAGAAAAGGCCAAGGAUGUUCUUUUUCAUGGCUUUUACAACGAUGGCGAGGAAGCUCCCAUGGGUUGUGAGCCCAAUAUUACCCACCCGCUAGCACCACACUGUUCCGCUACUACAUCUCCUGUUGCCGAUACUAGCCGGCCGAUUCCGGUGACUCAAACACGCCCCCGCGAGAGGAUGGGCAAAUCAUUCAAGAAAGAGGCCAACGACGUUCUCUUCGAUGGCUUCUCCAAUGAUCCUACAGAUGCUUUAAUGGAUUUUGAGUCUGUAAUCGAGCACCCUCUUUCAUCGCCAAUCGACAUACAGGCUUGCUGCACUUUAGUAUACCGAUGCGUCCACUUCAAGUCACGCGGUCCUUACUCCGACUUCUACUCGAGCCCAAGGUCGGAAAGUGAGAUUAGAGAGGGAGCCAGAGCUGCUUUGAGAGAGAAAAAGUCCAACAGGGGCUUCUUCCUCGACGAAUUCCCAUGCUCGCCGGGCAAACCCUCGACCACCACCUUAUGGACCUGGUCGGAACCUCGCAAGAGCUUCAUGCCUCGUUUCGCCAAGUCGCCCUUGGACCUCUUGGAAGGCGUUCCGAAGAUAUUCGGUUCUUACCAUCCCAUCCUAAAGACCAACAUCCGCGCUUUUUUUCCCCCUUCCUCCUACCAAUGUCCUUCGCUGAGCUUCUAGAAGUUACCGAAGGGCUUUACGAGGCCGAAAGGAGCGUCAUCAUCAGGGCAAUGCGACCGCAGCCUUGGCGGGAUGCGACUUUUCAUCAUCAACACUAUUGGCGGUUUAAGGACUUGGGUGUUGUGGAUUUAGAAGCUGUGCCAAGGAGUGCUAUGGAUGAGGAUGAUGACGAUUCAGCAUCGGAUCUGAGUGAUGAUGAUCCCGCUUGGGAGACUUGGGAUGAUUAUAGGAGUAAAGCUUCAAGGGGAACGGGAAUAAAACCGGGAAUGGAAAUGGGAAUGAAGAGAUUGAAAGACUGGUUUUCGAGGCGCUGAUAUGCGUAACUUGUAUCAUCAUGUGCAUGUAUAGGGCA